Messenger RNA from Meloidogyne enterolobii, 438 nucleotides. NCBI's taxonomy places the organism in Eukaryota, Metazoa, Nematoda, Chromadorea, Rhabditida, Meloidogynidae. The record is from the annotation of a GenBank genome assembly.
UUUAAAAGAAAUGCAAAACAAUUCUAAUAUUACUACAAAAUCUUCGUCUACCCCUUCUAUUCAUUUCAAAUCACUUGGAGACUCAAAUUAUUUUUCUUGGUUGGAACCUCGCUUACUAAAAACAAUUAUUGAUUUGUGUACAAGCCGAACACCUUUUGACUCUUUAAAUGAAUAUUUGCCUCAAUUGGAUGUUUUGUUAAUUAGAAAUUCAAUUUUGGAGCAAAGAAGGUUGGCAGCUUCUCUUUGGAGUGUUUAUAGUGAAUUAAUUGGGGCUGUCCCAAAAGGUUUGAAUGGAAAGAAAUAUUUUUUUGAAUUUUUUAGUUGAAGGUUCUUUGGGGAAUAGUGACAUUUCUUGGGAGAUAUUUUUGUAUAGGGUUAUCCUUCUCGGGUUGGGGUCGUUUUGGCGACGGGCCGUUUUGGCGCGAGAACAAAAAAGUG